UUUGAAUCUAUAAAUAUGAAGAAUGUCCUUCACUGGUCAGCACCAGAAGGCACAGGUGAUGGAGUAGUCUACAAGGUGAAGUAUGCAGUAUACGGUGUUGGCAAGUGGAUUAGAAAGCCAGAAUGCAGGAAUAUAAACAGAACAUGGUGUGACCUCUCCAGUGAGACCUCUGACUACGAAGAACAAUACUAUGCAAGUGUUAAAGCAUUCCUAAAUGGGGCAUGCUCUGACUGGAUGGAGACCACACGAUUCAACCCUCUAACAGACACUAAAAUAGGUCCACCCAUGGUAAGUGUAUCUUCUACUGACAGAUCUAUUUCAAUCAUUUUGACUGCUCCUGAGAAGUGGAAGAGAAGUCCUGAGGAAGAAUCCAUAUCUCUGCUUCAAGUGUAUCCUGGCCUACAGUACAAUGUGUCUGUCCUCAACAAAAAAACGAAGAAGCGGUGGUUCUUCUCCAUCAGCAACAACACCUUGGUUGUGCCCUGGUUAGAACCUGGAACAGCUUAUUGUGUCAGUGCACAGAUACACGUCACCACACCAGUUUUGGACAGUGGCUUUUCCAAAGAACAUUGCAUUACUACAUUGAGAGACAAAACAGAAGAUGAGACUAUAACAAUUACAUUUGGAUAUAUUAUGCCUGCUACGCUGGCUCUCCUUUUUAUUUCUGUGGUAUGCUAUUGGGUGCACAAGUAUAUUCACAUCCACAAACAAAAACAUCCAACAAACCUGGUAUGGCCAUACACUGACAAAUGCAAGGAAUGGGUCUUCAUACCAAGUGAAAAAAUAGUGCUCAACCUUAUCACUGUUAAUGGGGACAACGGUGAGGAAUCCAGAUAUCUGUCGGAAGGGAAAAGUCCCCAUUAUAAGACAGUUCACAACGACACUGAAGGGAGGGAUUUGCCUUCUGAACAAGUGCUGAAAGCAAGAUAUUUGCUUGAUUUUUCCUGUGAAGAGAUUUCACUCAAAGAAGAUACUUUAGUGGAAGAGAGCCAAACUGGAAACUGGGCAUCUCAUGGCUGGUCUGGAAUACAGAAUACUUGGAGAGAUAAAAAUGCAGGGGUUGUAGAGUAUGAGCAUGAUGUAAGGACUGAAGAAGUUGGUCCUGAUCAGAAACUAGAAGAGAAAUUUUCUGCCCCUGGGGGGCCACAGGGUGAGCCAAAGGUUGCUUUGGGGGACUUGGUUGAUAUGGAAACAGGACAGCCAUAUUCCCCCCAGCUAGAGAUAUGGGUAGGAGACCUUUGUUUGGGACAGAAAACAGAGGAACUUAAUUUGAAGGUGGUUGAUGCAGCAGAUGAAUUGCCAAGUGAGACCCAUAUCAAAUUCAUGGACCUGGAUACUGAAAAAUCUGGGCAGACAUCCUAUCAUCAGCUGGAAGAAACCACACAGGGCCUCACAGAGAAAGAAGGUAUGCAGACCAUAUUAGUUGAUUGGGAUCCUCACAGUGGAAGACUGUAUAUUCCUACUUUGUCCAGUGUUGAAAAUCAGGUGUGUGAAGGAGUAUUCAAGUAUGAUCAUCCUGACAAAGACAGAAUUUUGCUCAGACUCUAUGAGAGAGAGGUAUCUGGUGGAUCACCUGAGGACCAAGCAAUGUAUCUCCUGCAGUUCAAGGAACAAUGGGGACUUCAUGUAGAAAUGGAAGACUGA
Lonchura striata (white-rumped munia) is the source of this 1644-nucleotide messenger RNA. RefSeq names its product interleukin 20 receptor subunit alpha (gene IL20RA). Gene Ontology annotation, cellular component: plasma membrane. Gene Ontology annotation, molecular function: interleukin-20 binding; cytokine receptor activity. Gene Ontology annotation, biological process: cytokine-mediated signaling pathway. Lineage: Eukaryota; Metazoa; Chordata; Aves; Passeriformes; Estrildidae. The record is from RefSeq and is a predicted model, not a curated record.